This is a messenger RNA of Thlaspi arvense, 1272 nucleotides long. Lineage: Eukaryota; Viridiplantae; Streptophyta; Magnoliopsida; Brassicales; Brassicaceae. The record is from the annotation of a GenBank genome assembly.
AUGGAGAAGAUGGGUGACAAACUUGCGCCACAUAGCAGGUACGUGCAGAGACUAAUGACUAGUUCCGAAAAAGUUGACAUGGACGAGUUUCGUAGGAUCGUCUUUUUGUCUGAUGAGCUCCCUAAAUUUGCGAAUGCGCUGACUUCAGAUUUGGACCUCUUCGUCAACAUCACCAGCGACGAAGUAGGCUUGAACCGCAUCAUGAGAAUUUUAGGAAUAUCAGACAACAUCAAUACCAUACUUUUCUACCCUAUCAUGAUGAGAUUUACGGAGAUUAUGACUCAUGAUCGCGGUCGCGGCCAAGAUCUGGCGUCAAGAAUCCUAAACGUUUGCAACAUACAUCACAAGAAACAAUUUUGCCAGAUCACGUACCGUCACGCGUUAGUCCUAGCGCCUGACGAGAACGGUUGCGCCAUACUCAAGCAAGUCAUAACAGAAGCUGAUGAGUUCUUCAAAGAUGAAUUCCUUCAACUAAUUACAGAGGAAGCUUACUCGCUAUGCAUGUAUGAUUUAGGGAUCUCCCUAAUCGAGCACGUGCUGAAGCUCGAUUUCACACUCAAAACCACACAAGACGACACGCUCUUGCACGAGCUAAUGGCCGAGUUUGAUGAGCUUCUCUCGACACCUGAUGAUGACCGGCUCCAUAAACUUGCCUCGAAGCUAACCUCAGACUCUGAUCUCUUUGUCGAGUUUGUCAAAACAAGACGAGGCUCGCUCAUGGCUCAGAUAAUCCUAGGAAAAUCAGAAGAAAUCGACACGGGUUUUCUGGCAGCGAUCAAGCAAAGGUUCACCGAUGUUACAACCGAUUUCUACGCUUAUCGCAUCAUGGUACGGGCCAUAUACGUUUUCAAGAAAAGAGGAAACCUGAAAGUGUGUAAUCAAAUCCUACGCCUAGUCGGAGUCCACGCUCUCUACCUAACAAAAGACCCUCAUCUGGGAAGCGCCAUGGUAGAAGAGGCGGUUGAUCUCCAUAACUUGGAUUGCACGGCAUUCAUCGCGAGUGGGCUUCAUUGUCACUAUAUUGAGAUUGCCAAGUGUGAUCAAGCUACGUUGGUGAGACUGGCCAAUGAUGAACACGGGAACAAAGUGUUGAAAAAGGCCAUGGAAGUUGCGAAAGAGCAUAGGGUUGAUUUCUUUGGUGACAUUGCUGAGAAGUUUAAGCCUUUUCUUGAUAACUUGCGUGGGUCUCUCGGAGAAAACAUUGCAGCUAUCAUCGACUCAGAAGAGACAGAGACGGUUAAGGAUCGGAUUGUUUCACAAGGAAAUGCUUGA